Penicillium angulare is the source of this 1077-nucleotide messenger RNA. Its product is annotated as intradiol ring-cleavage dioxygenase. Gene Ontology annotation, molecular function: ferric iron binding; oxidoreductase activity, acting on single donors with incorporation of molecular oxygen, incorporation of two atoms of oxygen. The transcript has a single exon. Bases 1 to 1077 code for a protein of 358 amino acids. Lineage: Eukaryota; Fungi; Ascomycota; Eurotiomycetes; Eurotiales; Aspergillaceae. The record is from RefSeq and is a predicted model, not a curated record.
AUGCAUUUCUCCAAGUUUGCAGGCUUUGCCCUCUGCGGUCUGGCAAUGGCCCAUCCCGGAGUUCACGAGCCCAACUCGUACUCUCGUGUUGCCAAACGGAACUUCCUCCACAAUGCUCGUCGCUCGCUGGACCUCUGUGCCGAUCACCUUGAGAAGCGUGGUCUCAAUGAACGUGCUCGCACCCGUCGCAGUGCCAUUCUCCAGAAAAACAAGAGACACACCAUUCAUGCUCGCAACACCAAUGAGACAGUCUCCAAGGACCACCACUCUUCCCUUUCUGUUACUUCAAGCACCUCUGAAUCGGAGUUGUUCUCAAACAGCCCUGUCUGCAUCCUGGCUCCUGAGGGAGAAGUUGGUCCCUUCUGGGUGAAGGGUGAAUACAUUCGUCAAGAUCUCACCGACGAUGAGCCUGGCGUCCCGCUGUACAUUGACGGUCAAUUCAUCGACAUCAACACCUGCGAACCGAUCGAGGACCUAUACUGGGAUGUGUGGAACUGUAACUCCACUGGUGUCUAUUCUGGCAUUCAGAGCUCUUCAAACGGCAACGGCAACGACGCAGCCAACCUCAACAGGACCUCCCUUCGUGGAUUGCAGAAGACCGACUCCGAUGGAGUGGCUCAGUUCAAGACUGUAUUCCCCGGUCAUUACUCUGGCCGGACUACCCAUAUUCAUGUCAUCGCCCAUACCGAUGCUACAGUCCUGUCCAACAACACUCUUACUGGUGGCUCUAUCCCGCAUAUUGGCCAAGUUUUCUUUGACCAGGACCUGAUUUAUGAAGUCGAGGCUCUUUACCCAUACAACACUAACACCGUUUCUAUCACCGAGAACAUCGAUGAUCAUGUUGUUCAAGAUGAGACUGAAGACUCGACUUCUGACCCUUUCUUCGAGUACGCUUUGUUGGGAGACACUGUGGAGGACGGAAUCUUUGGCUGGGUUACCCUGGGUGUGAACGUUUCGGCCAGUUACGAUGCUAGUUAUGCUGCCCACCUUACCUCCUCUGGUGGAGUAAGUGACAGCAGCAGCAGCAUUGGAGGUAGCGGUAGCGGUGGUGGCAGCGGUGGACCUGGCGGCUUCUAA